AUGAUGCCUGAAAUUCCAACCAAUUGGAAGAAUUACCCACUUGCUGACCCAACAUUUCAUCAUCCUGGACCAAUUGAUGCCAUUCUAGGAGCAGAAGAAGUUAGCCACAUUCUCCAAAAGGGCCUAGAGAGAUCUAACGAUGGAUUACUUGGUCAAGAAACUACUUUGGGAUGGAUUUUAUCAGGCAGCAUAAGAAAAAGCCCAGCAGUAAAAAUUUUAAGCAUGGUUAGCCGCGUAGAAGAAGAUAAACAACUGACAAAAUUUUGGGACAUUGAAGAGGUAACAAAUUAUCAACCCCGCCCAUUGUCUCAGAAUGACAUAGAUUGCGAAGCACAAUACAACAAGACUAUAAAACGAAACAAAGAUGGGACUUACACAGUCAAUACACCAUUUAAAGAACAUCCACCAAAUCUAGGUGAUUCGAAACCAAAAGCCAUAGCCCGUUUAAUGCAGCUCGAAAAGUCGAAGCUUAACAAGCCAUCAAACCAGAACUUAAAAGAACAAUACAACAACUUCAUGCAAGAAUACAUUAACCUUGGUCACAUGAAGCCAGUCAAACCAGAGAAAAUAAAUGAAGGAAGAUAUUAUAUCCCUCAUCAGCCCGUCAUACGAGAAAGCAGUUCAACAACAAAACUAAGAGUAGUAUUCGAUGCAUCAUCAAAGACCACAAAUGGAAGGAGCCUUAACGAGACGAUGCAUAUUGGCCCAAGACUUCAAGAAGAACUGACUGAUAUUUUACUACGAUGGAGAAAACACAAGGUAGUAUUUACCGCUGACGUCGAGAAAAUGUAUCGACAAAUACAUUUAUCUGAAGAUGAUCAACACUACUAUCGAAUAUUAUGGAGAUUCGAUACAAACCAACCAAUCACAGAGUAUGCUUUAACAACCGUGACAUACGGAACAGCAGCCGCGCCGUACCUAGCAAUAAAAACACUGCAAAGGUUGGCAAUUGACGAAGCAUCAAAAUUUCCGAAAGCAUCAACCGUAGCUCUUCGAGACUUCUAUGUAGAUGAUCUAAUGACCGGAUGCGAUUCAAUUGAAGCAGCCAAACACCUUCAAGACGAAAUCAUUACCUUGCUUCAAUCUGGAGGAUUCAAUCUUAGAAAAUGGUCAAGCAAUAAAACAGAGCUAGUAUCCCGUCUACCAAAUGAACUUCAAGAACAAAAAAGCUCAGAAAUAAUGGAAGAUGAUGUGAAGAAAGCGCUCGGAGUACACUGGGCCCCUGCUGAUGAUACAUUCCGAUUUAAAGUAGAAGUAACAGAACAAACCAAAAUAACAAAAAGAACAAUACUCUCCGAAAGUGGCAACAGUUAAGAAAUCAGAUAGCCAGCCGAUGAAAAGAAGUAUUCAUCAAUUAAUCCCAUUACCAAACAAAAAAGAUCCAGAAGCCGAAGUGAGACAGUCGACACAACGAAAAUCCAGCAUUUCCAAAGUUACAACAAUAGUAACCCUGAUGCUUUGUAUGAUGUUGUGCCCUUCUGUAUACGCAAAUUUCACUGUGAGAAAUAUGAAACCUGGUCUUUACAUAGAACAUCUUGGCCACUCGCGAAUUGAAAAGGGCAUUUUUAGAGUACAGAUAGACUACAACCGACACAAAAUGAAAGAAAAUGUUGAAACCUCCGAAAAUGUUUAUAAAACUUUCGAAAAUCUAUGCGAGAAAACAACGGACAUGACAUAUGACACUCAAUGUUCUACACUAUCUCAUCAUUUACACGAGGUAUUCGAAGAACUAAAGUGGACAACCCAAGUAAUAGAUGAAACACAUAAAAGACGAAAAAGAGGCAUUUUGGGAAAACUGCUUACUUCAGUAUUUGGCGUGAAUGAUGAAGUAUACGAAGACAUCGACAGCAUUCAAAAGAACCAAGAUGAACUACUUAAAGCUGAACAUCACCAAACAAAAUUUAUGCUGUCAGCCUUAACCUCAUUUAACGAAACAGAAGAAAGAAUACAAAACAAAUUGGAAUUGUUCAGAAGAAAAUUAAAUCAAGCCUUAUCAGCAAUGAACGACAUGAAAGGCUGGUUUAAAACCAUUGACACGAACAAGCUGAACAUUCACAUCCUGACAUCAUAUGAAGUAGCCAACGGGUUUAUAACAGAAGUCCUGGACCACCACUCCAAGCUGCUUGCUGUACGUUUCCGGAGAGGCAACUUACACGAAUUGAUUUCACCAAUACGUGUAAAUAGGAUCCUGAACGAUGUUCGAAGAAAAUUACCCCCAACACUGAAUAUAUUGACGGAACCUGUAUUAAAGACCACGAUGAGGACGACAAACGAGUCUUUCCAAGUAUUUAGUCAUUUUUUACUAGUGGGAACCACAAACUUCACCUUGAUGAAAGUGACCCCAAUUCCUGUAAAAAUAUCUAACACAUCAUAUUGGGAACCAGACGUCACCGUUCCAUUUCUCAACGUCGACUACAACCGUCAAUUAUACUAUGGAUUGAACGAAAACGAGUUCAAGUCUUGCAUAUUGACCUCAGCAAACGAAUAUGUCUGUUCACCAACAUCAGUUAAAAAUAUAGAAACGGCAUCUAAUUGUGUAAUUGAUGAAGUAUACCAACGAUUCGAGACAACCAAAUGCAAACUGGUCCAGCGAAGUCUUAUUGGAACAAUAUGGAAAGAACUCUCUACAACUAAUGCAUGGAUGGCAGUUACAAGCAAACCCACCAGAAUUGCGAUAACUUGCAAUGGCGUGAGAGAAGAAGUUACGCUGAACAAGACGAAUAUAAUCCAAAUUGCCCAGGACUGCAUCAUACAAACAAAAUCCAACAUCCUGACGCCAAGAAGGAUUGAUUCAAUCCCAGUGAUAGAAUCCUUCACGAAAACCAUAUCAUACAACUUCACAAAUUUCAAACUGACAACCAACAACUCCUAUCUCAUGGAGCCCAUUGAAUCCGUGAUUAGGGAUUCCCAGAACUUGGAACAUCUUCAGACCAUGGAAAACAACAUUCAGGAAAAGCUCGACGAGAACCAAUGGAGAAAGAUUCAUCAUCAUUCCAUAUCAAUCAGUAUCCUCACGUCAACAACCCUGAUCAUCAUUAUGAUAACUUUGACCGCAGGGUACCGGUUCUGUCAAAGAUGCCGAAGGAAGUCUGCUGACCAUAGAGCUUCAACAACCACCACAUCAUCACCUCAGGAGGGUCAACUGAUGGAACUAAUGCCACUAUAA
This is a messenger RNA of Brassicogethes aeneus, 3166 nucleotides long. Lineage: Eukaryota; Metazoa; Arthropoda; Insecta; Coleoptera; Nitidulidae. The record is from the annotation of a GenBank genome assembly.